AUGGACGACGAUGAUGAAGAAGAAGCAACAGCUGGUAGCAAUGAACAAUCAAACACAAGUGACGGUAUCGAGUUCAGAGAAAACCCUGAGGACGACAAUACCAUGGAACUUGCCGAUGACUCCGUUCAAGGAUUCUUUGACCACCGUAGUCCAGUUUACGCUAUUGCUAUGCAUCCUACAAGUAACGGUAUCAUCAUGAGUGGUGGUGGAGACGACAAAAGCUAUCUUUGGCGCUGCGACACAGGUGAAAUGUUGAAAUGCCUUGACGGUCACACAGACUCUGUGACAAGUGUCGCUUUUAGCUGUGAUGGCAGAUACGUUGCAUCCGCAGGCAUGGAUGGAAAAGUACGCGUAUGGAAUGCUGAGACAGGCGACUUUUGUGUGGCAGUUGAUGGUCCUGAUGAGGUCAUCUGGAUCGACUGGCAUCCCAAGGGAAACAUUUUGCUGGCUGGUGCAUCAGAUUCAACCAUUUGGAUGUGGGCAAUGCCAACAGGAAAGUUUAUGAAUAUAUUCAAUGGCCACGCUGGACCUGUUACAGCUGGUCGAUUCACACCAGAUGGCAAAAAAAUUGUUUCAACAUCUGAAGAUACUUCAUUCAUCGUCUGGGAUCCAAAGACAGCGUCAGCAGAGGUUAGAUUAUCUGGUGAAGAUGCUCGUUUUCACACUGAGCCCAUCACCUCUGUAUCUGUAAAUAAAGAAAGCACACUGGCUAUUACAGGCGAUGUCUCUGGUAAAGCUAGACUCGUGAAUAUUUCAAGUGGACAUAUCGUCGCUGCGCUAGAAAAUCACUCAGAAUCUAUUGAAUCCUCUGCUUUUUGUGAUGUCCUUCCAUUGGCAGCCACCGGAUCUGUUGAUGGUACCAUCUCUGUUUGGGAUGUGCAAACACAGCGUCUUCGAGCUACUUUAUCUCAUGAAGAUGCAGUCGUUAAAGUAAAGUUUGUAAAGAACUCACCGCUGUUAGCAUCAUGUUCUGCAGAUAAAACCGUAAAGAUGUGGGAUACUCGUACAGGCCAAUGCAUAAAGUCUUGGUCAGGUCACCAUGAUACUGUCCUUGAUAUCGCUGUGUCAGAUGACGGGAAUGUCAUUUGUUCUGCCUCUGAUGACGGUACUUGUUUGGUGUUUAGCAUGUAA
This is a messenger RNA of Rhizopus microsporus ATCC 52813, 1131 nucleotides long. Its product is annotated as WD40 repeat-like protein. Gene Ontology annotation, molecular function: protein binding. The transcript is spliced from 6 exons. Lineage: Eukaryota; Fungi; Mucoromycota; Mucoromycetes; Mucorales; Rhizopodaceae. Bases 1 to 1131 code for a protein of 376 amino acids. The record is from RefSeq and is a predicted model, not a curated record.